CGACAUUCCUAUACUCGCUUCGUCAAAUCGUGCAACACGAACCUGGCCAAGCUGAAGGCCCUGAGCUGCACCUCGAAACAGGAGUCAUGAAUCCGUCCUAAUGCAUCCCCUAGGCCACCUAGAUCCAUCUCUUCCCGCCACCAGGAGUGCUCCUCUCCAGGGAAUCAAGAUGCCCGGAAACAGUGGUGAAAUCGGACGCAGCUUGGAUCGACAUCGAACCGCAAGCUACAGACUCUCGUGUAUCAGUGAACACCAGAAAGAGAAUACUCGAAGUUCCGAGGACGAUUACUUCUCUUCGCCCGCCCAGGUGAUCAAGACUCCCUCACUGGAGCCUGUUCGAUGGCCAAACCGACGACUCCAGGUGAACGGAAAGUCCCAACGCUCCAGCGAUGGAUCCACUGUCAGCCCUUUUCACUUAGACACCGAGAUCAAUGGUGUUUGGGGUCAAGAAGCGUCCCAUCGUCGGCCCCCUCAACUUGUUCUAUCAACCUGGCAAUGUGCAAGAUCUGUUAAAUCCGGAGAACAAACAGAACAGCAACACGAGGACUCUUUAGUCCCAAGGCUACCCAGUCUAGCUUUACCUGGGGUUUUCGAAGUGCAAUGGCAGGUUGUUCGAUGGAGGGAUGCCCAGUCGAGAAAUCUCUACAUCAAAGAACAUAGACGCACAAUCUCUGGCACCGGGUUCGAUGGACCGCUCAGUUCUACCAGCGGCGCUUCAUCCCUUCCUUCCCCGAACGACAUGUCGAGCCCGCCUCUUGGCCCAUUACUGCUCACCAACUGUAUUCCAUGCAAAUCUCGAAGGUCUAAAUCUGACACCUCGGGCUCAGCAGACUGGGAACGGAAGCUUGGGAAAGGACAUGGCGUAUCUGAGAGCUCGGAUCCCGACACGCCGACUCACAAGAACCUCGCGAGUUCGCCAUCAACCGAAACGGCGAACGAGGGUUUGGACCUUCGCAGACGUGUAGAAUACGAUAAUAUAUCUCAAUUCCGGGAUUCCCAAGAAAGUGCCCUCAAGUCGUGCCCUGACUUUUACCGACGGUCUUAUUCCGUUGCUCGGCCUUCCACAUCUGUUCUGGACACAGUCAGAGAGCUCAAGCCGCCAAACUACAAACAGUUCGAUACCAGUCGACACCAGCAUCGCCACCGUAUCCAGAACACGGUAUCCAAACGAUUCCAUUCGCUACGCGACAGGUUUCGCCGGGGUAGAUCGUCCUCGAUGUUCUCUGUUCGCCCAGAGUUUCCGCCACCCCCAGCCGGCAAAGUCCGCCGCUACCGGUCCCGGAAUUCAAAUGAGAUCUGGCCAUCAUCCGAGGAGUCGCCCAUCUUCAAUACCCCUGCGUCUUCUAAAAGCACCCCCAUACAGCAGCAAAAUGCCGUGCUACUCGCGGCAGCUUCGGGACUCAGGAUCGCCACAGUCGAGUUGGAUCGGCUUACGAACUACUCAAGAUCGGCCAAGUCGAGUCUCGAAGCAGCACGAGUUUCGAGUAGCUCCGAUAGUGAAGAAUCAUUUGUCGCUGAUACUACCCCUGAUGUGCCAUCGAACUCACAUUUAUCUCUGUUGUCGCCGCCGGCGGUUUUAGCGAGUCCGAUGGUGAGGUCGCCACAGUGGCAGGGACUAAAGAGUCGAAGACAGCAUAGCCGCCUUUCAGAAGUCACUACGCCGGACGAGGUCAACAUGGCUUCUGAGAGUGGGCCUUUAGCUACGUAUUUCACUAGUAAAGCGCUUCGGGACGCUUUGCCGGAUAUUGAGAGCGAGGGUUGCAUGUCUGAGCCGUUGUCUACCAUACAGGGUUCACAUCAUGUUACAAAUUCUGAACCUUGUCCUGACUCUGGAUCUAUUAUGACGCGAAUGCAAGUAGAUUGUGCAAACGCUUCGGCGACAGUAGGGAGAACGUCGGCAGGCGGUUUAGACCUGGGCCCCGAUGAAAGUACCGUCAAGACUAAGACUAGAGAAUACGAAGUUGAUCAGAGAUCUUCACUACCGCGGUCUGGGUUCAUGGGGAUAAGGAGUGAGCCAGGUUAUUCACCGAAAGAGAUCAAGAAAAGGGGCCUCGCUUCCACUGCCCGAUCGUCGUCAGAGCAAUCGAGCUUUUCUACAUAUAAAGAACAGGAACAGAGUAAAAAUGCGUUAGAAAGGUCGUGUCACCCUGAUACAUGGUCGCCGGACCGCGGCGAACCGGGGGACUCGGAUCCCUUUUGUCCCGAGCAGUGUGUUUUCUCGGAUCGAUGUCGUCACGACUCGAAGACGGGAUGAAAUCGCCAAGAUUUUUGUAUGAUUGGGGUACGGUACGGUGCUGGAGG
This is a messenger RNA of Xylaria bambusicola, 2301 nucleotides long. RefSeq lists its product as uncharacterized. The coding region runs from base 101 to 2254 and encodes 717 amino acids. The transcript has 2 exons. The record is from RefSeq and is a predicted model, not a curated record. NCBI's taxonomy places the organism in Eukaryota, Fungi, Ascomycota, Sordariomycetes, Xylariales, Xylariaceae.